Messenger RNA from Exophiala oligosperma, 2081 nucleotides. RefSeq lists its product as uncharacterized. NCBI's taxonomy places the organism in Eukaryota, Fungi, Ascomycota, Eurotiomycetes, Chaetothyriales, Herpotrichiellaceae. The transcript has a single exon. The record is from RefSeq and is a predicted model, not a curated record. Gene Ontology annotation, biological process: intracellular iron ion homeostasis; copper ion import; iron ion transport. Gene Ontology annotation, molecular function: ferric-chelate reductase activity. Bases 1 to 1863 code for a protein of 620 amino acids. Gene Ontology annotation, cellular component: plasma membrane.
AUGGCUUCCGUACUUACGCCUCUUGCAAUGCUCAUGGCAUUGACCGUACCGAGUGCCAUGGCGUCUUCGGACAGCAGCAGCACAACCGCAACUUCGCAGAGUCAAAAGGCCGCCACCAAGGCUUAUUUCGCCCACCUGAACAAGGCCUUGGCCUGGAACUAUCUUUGGGCGUUGCUGGGAGUGGCCGGCCUGCUCUUCGCCUACGCCACGUUUCAUCGCAUCGACACGUACGUCCGGCACCUGGCGUCGAUGGACCGACCUGGCUCGCUUCGAUACUUUUCUCAAAGCUCGUCCAACUUUUCGGCGAUCAAGAGCAAGCUCAUCUACGCUCCUCUCUACUACCGCCGCGCUCGCGAGGUCAAGAUCUCCCCGCAUGUCAACCUCGGGACACUUCCCACUCGUUUCCAGGCCCUCUUCAUCUUCCUGGUCGUGGCCACAAACGUAUUCGCCUGCGUAUGGGAAAUUCCGUGGUCCGAGCCGGAAUUGCAAGUCCUACCCAUCCUCCGCAACCGUACCGGCUGUCUAUCGGUCGUCAAUCUCAUCCCGAUAAUAGUGCUGAGCACGGUGAAGAAUCCAUUGAUAUCGCUAUUGAACAUCCCCUAUGACACCUUCAACCUCAUGCAUCGCUGGCUGGGCCGCGUGUCCAUCUUGCAAGGUAUCGCGCACAUGGUCUGCUACUUGAUUGCAAAAGUAGAGAAGAAAGGCUGGGCUGGAGUGAAGGAGUCGUUGCAGUCCAGUUUCAUCUACAGUGGCCUGAUCGCUGUCCUCGCCUUCACCGUCAUCCUCAUCCAGAGUCCCAAGGUCUUCAGGGCUCUCUCCUACGAGUUCUUUCUCCAUUUCCACAUUGUCCUCGUCAUCGCCAUGUGCAUCUUUCUCUGGAUACAUCUGGAUGGACUGCCACAGCGUCCUCAACUCCUGGGCUUCAUCAUUCUCUGGACGGCAUUCAGAGCUUGGAGGUCAAUGACAAUGUUGUACAGGAGCAUUGGGUCCCGCGCCUGCAAGGCCAACGUGGAGACCCUCCCAGGCGACGCUGUCAAGGUCACCAUCACCACCCCGCGGCCAUGGCAGCAUCGGCCCGGGCAGUCUCUUUUCCUGACCAUCCCCUCGGUUGGGCUUUGGACGGCACACCCCUUCUCGGUGGCCUGGUGGGGUGGUGGUGAAGAACAGCAGUCCCUCUCCAGAAGCAAUUCGACGAGGACUUUUGACGACGACAAGGCACCCAUCGUUCCACACAAGGACGUUGAAAUGAACAUUCAGCGCAGCCGGACCAUAUCCCUCAUCGUCAAGAAACACGGUGGCUUCACUCGAAAGCUGUGGGACCGUGCCUGGGGAGGAAGAGGGCUCCCCCUGAGCCUCAACGCGUACAUCGAGGGACCCUACGGCGACGAGCGAAGUCUGGCCAGCUAUGGCACCGUCAUGCUGUUCGCGGGCGGGGUCGGUAUCACGCAUCAGCUUCCGUACGUGAGGGAGCUCGUCGAGGGUUACGCGCAAGGGACCGUUGCCGCCCGAAGAAUCACCCUCGUCUGGGUCAUCCCCACCGUCGAAGUUUUGGACUGGAUCCGCCCGUGGAUGCACGAGGUGCUGCGCAUGCCGGGGCGGAGGGAAGUGCUGAGAGUGCUGUUGUACGUCACCCGCCACGGCCUGACUCAACCAAUCACCAGCCCCAGUGAGACGGUCCGCAUGUUGCGCGGCAGACCUGAUGUCCAGUCGCUCAUGGCAGAGGAGGUCUCACAGAAGACGGGCUGUGUAGGGGUAAGUGUCUGCGCGGGAGGUGGGUUGGCCGACGAGGUCCGACGGGCGUCGCGAGCCAUGUUGGACCAGGGAGCCAAUUUGGAUUACAUAGAGGAAGGGUUUGGGUGGUGAUUUGUACGAAGCCUUGCCCUAAACUUUUUUAGACCGGUCAUGUUGAAUUUUUCUUUUCGUGGAUUGGAACCUGGGUUUGCGAGCGGACUGAUGGGGAGUUAUGAGAUAGACAUGAACAAGGACGAGGUCGUACACGGAGUACAUUUUUGUCAGGUCGGAGCUCACGGUUGUGGGGGCGAAUAUACAGAGAUACCAAGAACUUGCUAGAGAAAGACAAU